AUGGGAAGCGCAGCAGCGAAUCUGCUUGGCAGACAACUGAAAGAAAUACAAAAGGCAAAAGAUUUACCAGGCAUAAGCUGUGGGCUUGUGAAGGAUAAUAUUUUCGAAUGGGAUGUUAUGCUCAUGUUGAGUGACGAGUGCAAAUACUAUGGCGGCAUGCUCUAUUGCCCAACUCCCUUGAAGUCUUUCGUAGCUCGAGGCAACUGGCGCUGUCUUCUCUCUUUUCCCGAAAACUAUCCACAUGCACCUCCGACGCUUACCUUUUGCGAUCCAAUUCCAUUCCAUCCAAAUAUCUAUGCGGAUACAGGCGUUCUCUGUAUAUCCAUUUUACAUCCAUCGGGAACAGAUGACUUUGGAUACGAAGAUGCGAGCGAACGAUGGACCCCAAUUCAAACUCCAGAAACUAUCUUAUUAAGCGUGGUCAGUCUCAUGAAUGAUCCAAAUGAUAGUAGUCCAGCAAAUGUGGACGCGGCAAAGAUGUGGAGGGAAGCACAAGCAAAUCCCAAGGGCAAAGAGAUGAGAGAGUGGAAGUCUAGAUGUAGGGCAUUAGUCAGACAGAGCUUGGGGGACUGA
Messenger RNA from Botrytis byssoidea, 573 nucleotides. RefSeq lists its product as uncharacterized. Gene Ontology annotation, cellular component: cytosol; endoplasmic reticulum. The transcript is spliced from 2 exons. Lineage: Eukaryota; Fungi; Ascomycota; Leotiomycetes; Helotiales; Sclerotiniaceae. The record is from RefSeq and is a predicted model, not a curated record. The coding region runs from base 1 to 573 and encodes 190 amino acids.